This is a messenger RNA of Zychaea mexicana, 3339 nucleotides long. Its product is annotated as C2 domain-containing protein. Lineage: Eukaryota; Fungi; Mucoromycota; Mucoromycetes; Mucorales; Lichtheimiaceae. The coding region runs from base 1 to 3339 and encodes 1112 amino acids. The transcript has 12 exons. The record is from RefSeq and is a predicted model, not a curated record. Gene Ontology annotation, molecular function: lipid binding.
AUGUUGCAGUUUCUCGAACAAGACAAGGAAUCAGUAGAAUGGCUCAACAGUUUUCUGCAAAAGUUUUGGGUCAUCUUCGAACCCGUCAUGAGCGCCUAUGUGAUUGAUAACAUCGAUACAUACCUCGUUGACUACCUCCCUGGGUUUCUCGACUCCGUGCGUCUGACGACUUUUACGCUGGGAACUAAACCAUUUCGUGUCGAGAGCGUUCGCAUGUUGCCGGAGCCAGGACCAGAUACUGUGACAAUGGAUUGGAUUGUCAGCUUCAAGCCAAACGACAUUUCCGAUAUGACCAGAAAACAGGUCGAGCACAAGGUGAAUCCAAAGGUCAUGCUCACUAUCCGACUAGGAAAGGGUAUGGUCGGUGCUGGUAUCCCUGUGCUCGUUGAAGAUAUGAGCUUUCAAGGAGCCAUGCGUAUCAAGCUCAAGUUUAUGAGUAAUUUCCCACACGUCAAGAUGGUUGAAGCUUGCUUUUUGAAAAAGCCGCAUUUUGAUUACGUGCUCAAGCCUAUCGGUGGCGAGACGUUUGGUCUGGAUGUAACCAAUAUACCCGGUCUGCAAAGUUUUGUUCGCGAUCAAGUACACGCUAUCCUUGGUCCGAUGAUGUAUUACCCCAAUGUCUUUUCCUUUGACGUGGAAAAGUUCUUUUCUGGCGAAUUGGAUAUCACACAAGCCAACGGUGUUCUUGCUGUCACUGUUUAUUCGACCACGACCAUCAAUUCACGGGAUGUCUCUUGGACUGUCAACCCAUAUAUCCGAUUCUAUCUGGAUAAGGCACAGGAGCUGGGUCGCACUUCUGUACAAGAAAAUACACUUGACCCUCGAUGGAACGAAACUCACUUUUUGAUGCUGAAUAGCUUGACUUCCACUCUGUCACUUGAGCUGCGAAACCAAUCAAGCGGCACCAAAGAUCGACGUAUUGCACGCGCGCAUUUCGAGCUUAAAGAAUUGGACGAGGACGAUGAUUAUAGUCUUCAGGAUAUGGACCUUGACUUACGACACAAUGGCAAGCCCAUUGGACAAAUCAAAGUGGAUAUGCGCUACAUGCCUGUAUCGAAACCUAUACCCCGAGAUGAUGGCACUGUCGAACCAGCAGCAGAAUCAAAUUCUGGCAUUCUACGAUUCACUGUGCACGAGUGCAGAAAACUUGGAUCCAUGCGCUUAAACCCGUAUGUCCGUGUUACUAUCAAUGGCGCAGAGCGAAUCAAUACACCCAUUUUUAAGAGAAACCCUAAUCCCAAGUUUGAACGCUCGGGUGAAGUGGUUGUGCUGGACCAGACCGCAGUGUUUAUUCGCGUUGAAGUCAAGGACAGUAUCAGUCUUGCUGAAGAUCCGAUCAUUGGUGUGUGGCGAAGCUAUCUCGUUGACAUGAUCCAAGAUAUGGACAAUAAUCCCGAUGGCUGGUGGGAUCUCGCACUUGAUAAUGGAAAUAAAGCAAUGGGCCGUAUUCGUUUAGGAUUCCAGUGGAAGCCUGUGGUGAUGACUGGCCUGUCCGAAGCAAUGGGUGGACGCGGUUUAUACAUGCCACCAAUUGGUGUUGUACGAUUAACAUUCUGGCCCGCCCGGGAUCUCAAAAACGUUGAUGGUGUUGCUGGCAAGUCAGAUCCGUAUGUGCGUGUAUUAUCUGGAUCGCAGAUCCGUACACGUACGGAAGUCAUUGAUAACAACUUGGACCCCGAGUGGGGAGAGACGCAAUAUGUGCCGAUCCAUUCCAACAAGGAAGACCUCAAACUUGAAGUUAUGGAUUGGAAUGCAAAGACAAAGGACAAGUCACUUGGUUUUACCACAUUGCGUAUGGUUGAUCUUGUAAAGCAGUGCACAGGCAAUCAGCCAAAGAAUCCAGACAAGUGGUAUGAAUACUCAUCGGACCGCAAUACAGCAAAAGGCGAGCUUCAAUACACGGCCGAGUUUCAUCCUACGCUUGCAUUGCCAAGAAGGCAAGCCGAGCUGCCAACAGCUGAUCUCCAUGGUGUGCCGAUCCGCUACACUCCCGACGAUAUUGUCGACCUCUCUGUGUACAACUCCGGCGUACUGACAGUUAAAAUCCACGAAGUCAAGAUGCCUACCGUCAGCCAUGCCUACUGCCAAAUACUAAUCGACGCGCUGAUGCCUCAGUUCCAGACCCAGAAGCUCAAGGGACGAACCUUGACUUUUAACGAAACGGGCGACGCAUUUGUGAAAGAAGCAGACUUUUCGCGAGUUGCUAUCGAGAUCAAGCCAGCUGAUUCGGAUGACAAGGACGAUCUGAAACUGGGUUACUGGGUGGAUCAAGUGACCAACAUUGUGCGCCGCAUCCAAUCCAACAGACGCAGUGGCGACGAGGACGAGGAAGGAGAAUGGUUCCAGCUGCUCGGGACAACGAUCCCCGGUGGCUGGAUUCGUCUCAGCUUUGACUACACGCCUCUUGUCAACUUUACCCUGAAUCCAGACGAAAGCCUUGACAAUCAAGGACAGUUGACGGUGACGUUGCUUGACGCAAAGGAGCUCAUGGCAGCAGACAAAUCCGGAACCAGCGACCCAUAUGUUGUAUUCACUGUGAACGGCGAGCGCGUACACAAGAGUGCCACAAUCAAAAAGACAAUAAAUCCUGCAUGGAAGAAUGAAACGUUCACGGUGCCGAUCCAAUCACGGGUCACGGCCAGUUUUAGAAUCGAGGUUUUUGACUGGAAUCAGUUCCUCGGUGAUACGCCGCUUGGCUCGGGCGGUAUCUCCAUCCGUGGCGACUUUGUCGAGAGCUUUGUUGCCAAGCAGGUCAGAAUUCCCCUGGAUGGCGUUGCCGGGGUGAGCGGCCAUGUGCGCGUGCGGUUCUUAUGGCAACCCCAGCUGCUUAUCCGCAAGAAGACACAUACUUCGAUCCUUGGCACUACCACUGUGAAUAUGAACACGUCAACAAACAGCAGCAGCAGCAGCAGCAAUAUGCUCUCUCCUACAUCUGCAGCAACCAUGCGACCCUCUCCUACAUCCGCAUCCUCCAUAGUGUCCAUGCAGGACCGAAGGAGCAUUGACACCAUGUCGAUAAACGAAGACGCACUGGCAGCACAGCAAGGUGAUGGCACUGCCACGGGAAUGGACGGUACGGCGACAGUACAGCUGAUCGAAGCACGCAACCUCCGAGGGCCAACGCCGCUAAAUAUCAAGGUUAAAGACUAUAACCGAUUCAGCACAUCGGUUGAACUUGGACAGUGCCAGUGGAACCUGUGGGACCUGCUGCGACCACAAGAUCAAGUGACGAGCGUCGACCGCUGGUUGCCCCUCUAUCCCACAGGACACGGCGAAAUCCACGUCAGGAUUGAUUUUUCGGGUCUGGUGAAUAACUGCACCUUUUUCAUUUGUGCUUGA